Messenger RNA from Amorphotheca resinae ATCC 22711, 1935 nucleotides. RefSeq lists its product as hypothetical. Gene Ontology annotation, molecular function: protein binding. Gene Ontology annotation, biological process: rRNA processing. The record is from RefSeq and is a predicted model, not a curated record. The transcript has 2 exons. NCBI's taxonomy places the organism in Eukaryota, Fungi, Ascomycota, Leotiomycetes, Helotiales, Amorphothecaceae. Gene Ontology annotation, cellular component: small-subunit processome; Pwp2p-containing subcomplex of 90S preribosome. Bases 29 to 1801 code for a protein of 590 amino acids.
UGCUCAGUUGCCCACAACAAACCAUACAAUGGCACGACAACGAUCUAAAAAGCUGUCUGCCAGUCGCAAGACUGAGCAGAAGUUGGAGUCGGAGCCGGAACGAGAGAGAGAGCAAAGUGAAAGCGAGAAUGAGAGUCUUGCUAUCGAGGAGAAAGAUUCAGAUGAGGAAGAACUGGAUAGGCUUGUGCUGGGAGAUGGAGCGGGCUUCAAGGCGCAAUUGGGGAUGGAUAUGGAUUUAGACCAAGAGGGGGAUUCUGAAGAGGAUGGCGAUGUAGAAGGAGGUGGCGAAGCAGAUGAGGGGCUUGAGAAUGUUGACGAUGCGGAUCUCUUUUUUCUUGAUGCUGGGCCAUCUACAGUUGACCCGGGCGCCUUAAUACCACAUCCUGACUCGAGGGAAGUAGAGACGGAAGAUGCGCCGGCUUGGGAGGACAGCGAUGACGAUCGACUCGCAAUAUCACUUGCAGGGAAUUCACGACUACGAAAGCUUCGUGUGAACGAAGCGGAAGAUAUAGUCAGCGGAAGAGAUUAUGUCAGACGACUGCGAAGACAAUUUGAGCUUCUACAUCCAGUUCCAGAAUGGGCGCAACCUUCUGCGAGACCCGCGAAACGGCGUCGCAGAUCCUCAGCAGGUUCCGAUUCCUCGAUUUCAUCCGAUGGUAUGGACGUCGACGACUCUGACUUGUCAACGCUUCCACUCGCGCGACUUCUUCAGGAUGCUAGCUCCCUAACACGCACACGAUCUACGACGGGGAAACGUUCAAAGCUUCGACCAGAAGUCCUUGACAUCCAACGAACACGAGAUAUACCCCUCACACAGCCAUCAGCUAUAACAUCCCUAUCUUUCCACCCUGAGUACCCUGUCCUCCUCUCUUCUGGUCCAGCUUCAACGCUUUAUCUUCACCAUAUAUCCCCCACGGCACACCCGACGCCCAAUCCUCCCAUUACCUCUGUACACAUCCGGCACACACCCCUCGCAACAUCCGCAUUCCUCCUGCCCAAAGGCGACAAAAUUUUCUUCUCCGGCCGACGUCGCUACUUCCACACCUGGGACCUACCUACGGGAACCAUCCAAAAAGUCACUCGGAUAUAUGGACACAAGGACGAACAAAAGAGCAUGGAGAGAUUCAAACUCAGCCCUUGUGGGCGCUACAUGGGCUUGGUAGGAUCUUCGAAGAAAGGCGGCGGAAUUGUGAAUGUACUGGAUGCGAACACAACACAGUGGAUUGCAGCAGCUCGUAUCGAGGGCAAGAACGGCGUUGCUGAUUUUGCGUGGUGGAGCGAUGGGGAGGGAUUCACGGUUGUCGGCAAGGGAGGAGAAGUGGGAGAAUGGAGUGUGGAGUCUAAGUCUUUCGUCGCGAGAUGGAUCGACGACGGGUCCAUAGGUGCUACAGUGCUCACUCUUGGUGGACCCCAUGGCCCGAAGCCGCUGGGUGGUGAUAGGUGGGUGGCCAUCGGAUCCCAGAGUGGAGUGGUGAACAUCUACGAUCGACGCGCCUUUGUCUCCGGGAACGAGAUCAACGUCAAGGAAAGACCGGAACCUAAUAGAAGGUUUGAGCAGCUAACUACACCGACAAGUAAUUUGACCAUAAGUCCAGAUGGGCAGUUGUUGGUGUUGAGUAGCAAGUGGAAGAAGGAUGCUUUGAGACUGGUGCACCUGCCUAGUUGUACGGUGUAUAGGAAUUGGCCUACUAGUUCGACACCUUUGGGUAGGAUCACAGCGGUAGCGUUUGCGAGUGGAAGUGAUAUGCUAGCGGUCGCCAAUGAGGGGGGCAAGAUCCGGCUAUGGGAGAUUAGGAGUUAAAAAUAAGUGGAAUGAAAUGAUGUUCCAUUUCAAGCCUUGGUUGGAGUGCAGGAUCCUGUGAUGACAUAGACUGCGAGCAUUGAGGCGCAGCCAUUAGGAUACAUCUAAAUUAAUAGCAUCCUAUUGAAGUCACU